Messenger RNA from Harpia harpyja (harpy eagle), 4550 nucleotides. Its product is annotated as sodium- and chloride-dependent GABA transporter 1-like. Bases 467 to 2266 code for a protein of 599 amino acids. Lineage: Eukaryota; Metazoa; Chordata; Aves; Accipitriformes; Accipitridae. The record is from RefSeq and is a predicted model, not a curated record. Gene Ontology annotation, biological process: sodium ion transmembrane transport. The transcript is spliced from 16 exons. Gene Ontology annotation, cellular component: membrane.
GAGCUGCGUGGGGUGAGGCAGGAGGAGAGGGGCCCUGCGGCAGGAGGGGCUCAUAGGUCCCCUCUGUGUGUAGAGGCAGGUCAGUAUGUGCCUCCCUGGGCUGGUGUCUCCUUGAGCAGCUCCGUGCACCCCAAGGACCUGCAGCCACCCGGCACCGUGAGGCACUUCUGUCCCAGCAAUGUUCUUGCUGAAGUCACUGGAAGGGUUUUUUCUAUUAGCCUCCCUGGAGUGGGAUUGUCCCUUUGCAAGGAACAAGGCAGGCAGAGGAGGCCCAUGAAUGUUUGUUAUUCCUGGGUUGCGCAUAGAAAAAAAGUGGAGAAAUAUGUGCAAAACAGCAGCUUCUGUCCUAGAGGAGGAAUAGAGCUUUGCCCAGUGCUUCCCACUCCACCCGCGCUUGGCCAGGGUAGAGGCUGCCCUUCCUGCUCCUCCAGCCCCUGAGCAAGAGUGGCCGUACCUCUGAGUCACGAUGGGCAAGAUGGACAACACCUCCGUAGAGCUGAACUCUCCCUCUGAGCUGAAGCAGGCAGCCCUGGAGGAAUCAGAGCCCAUCGCCCCGGAGGCUGUGAGCACCAAGAAGAAGAAGGAGAUCCCAGACAGAGGUUCCUGGAAGGGGAGAUUUGACUUCUUGCUGUCCUGUGUGGGCUAUGCCAUUGGGCUGGGCAAUGUCUGGCGCUUCCCGUAUCUCUGCGGCAAGAACGGAGGAGGGGCCUUCCUCAUCCCCUAUUUCCUGACACUGGUGUUUGCUGGGAUUCCUCUCUUCCUGCUGGAAACCGCUCUGGGCCAGUAUACCUCUGUUGGCGGACUGGGAGUCUGGAAAUUAGCACCCAUGUUUAAAGGAGUGGGGCUGGCAGCUGUGGUUCUUUCCUUCUGGCUGAACAUCUACUACAUUGUCAUCAUUGCCUGGGCUCUCUACUAUCUCUUCAACUCUUUCACCACGGACCUGCCAUGGCAGAGCUGUGGAAAUGCCUGGAACACCGACCGCUGCUUCUCCAACUACUCCCUGGGCGACACCACCAACCUCACCAGCGCCGUCACCGAGUUCUGGGAGAGGAACAUGCACCAGAUGUCUGGGGACCUGGGGGAGCCCGGCACCAUCCGCUGGCCCCUGGCCGGCACACUGGCCCUGGCCUGGCUGCUGGUCUACUUCUCCAUCUGGAAGGGCGUGGAGUGGACAGGCAAGGUGGUGUAUUUCUCAGCCACCUACCCCUACUUCAUGCUUUUCAUCCUCUUCUUCCGGGGAGUCACGCUGCCGGGAGCCAAGGAGGGGAUCCUCUUCUACCUCACGCCUGACUUCAGAAAGCUCUCUGACUCCGAGGUCUGGAUGGACGCAGCCACACAGAUCUUCUUCUCUUACGGCCUGGGUCUGGGGUCCCUGAUCGCUCUGGGGAGCUACAACACUUUCCACAACAAUGUCUACAGAGACUCCAUUAUUGUCUGCUGUAUAAACUCCACCACAAGCAUAUUUGCUGGAUUUGUUAUUUUCUCUAUUGUUGGCUUCAUGUCGCACAUCACGAAGAAGUCGAUCUCAGAGCUGGCCUCCUCAGGCCCUGGACUGGCUUUCCUCGCCUACCCACAGGUCGUCACACAGCUGCCCCUGUCCCCGCUCUGGUCGAUCCUCUUCUUCUCCAUGCUGAUGAUGUUGGGUCUGGAUAGUCAGUUCUGCACUGUGGAAGGGUUCAUUACAGCCCUGAUGGAUGAGUAUCCUCAUGUCCUGAGAGCCAGGAAGAAGGUCUUCAUCGCAGUAGUCUGUUUCAUCUCUUAUCUCAUUGGAUUCUCCAACAUCACCCAGGGUGGGAUUUAUGUCUUCAAGCUGUUUGAUUACUACUCAGCCAGUGGCAUGUGUCUUCUCUUUCUUGUCUUCUUUGAGACCAUCUCAAUUUCUUGGUGUUAUGGUGUAAACAGGUUUUACAGGAACAUUGAAGAAAUGAUUGGCUACAAACCUUGCAUCUGGUGGAAGAUCUGCUGGGCUUUCUUCACUCCUCUUGUCUGCCUGGGUGUGUUCUUCUUCAGUGUGGUGGAAAUGACCCCUCUGACACUGGGAAAAUACGUCUAUCCCGCAUGGGGACAAGGCAUUGGUUGGCUUAUGGCUCUGUCCUCCAUGGUACUGAUUCCAGGAUACAUGCUGUACUGUUUCUUCACCUCAACGGGGAGUCUCCGGCAGCGUUUGCAGCAGAUGACACAGCCCAAGCCAGAGGUGCACACUCAGAACAACGGCCUCCAGCCGAAGAUGUCCUUGAACGGGAGGGUCUUGGAUGCCACCGUCUAGGAGGAGAGCCCAGACCUCCUCGCCCUGCCCCGUAGCUGCUCGCACCAUGUUGUCCCUUCAGCUCCUCCGGCACAGCUCGCUGUCCCUGGCUCCACGGUGGCUUUCGCUUGUCGAAGAGAGGACCUGGCAGAGGAACCCUCUCGCAUCUCCUCCUCCUGGCCCAGCCUACCAAGGCCCUGCACAAGCUGCUGCCAGGGCGUUGUGCGGUGACCGUCUUCAUCCUGCAACAUCCUGGUCCAGGCUCUCGGGGAGGAGCAGCCGGUGCCCAGGUCUUCCUCCUCCUGACGAGAGGUGGUGUUUCUAGAGAGCUUAGACUGAUCGCUGAUCAAUUGUUCUUCUUGCCUUUCCAUGUGAACCUCCGCAGAGCAUCCCAUAGCACACAGCUGUGCUGUCACCCCAGAGAGCCAGCUGACACCAGGUUCAAAUCCCAGACGGCUGGCGAUUGAUCUAGCGUAAACCAACACUAGCAAAUGCAUAACUGGAGGGGAUGUGGCAGAAUGAGGCAUUCCAUUGAGGAGUCCAGCGUGCUAGUAGCUGUAGGACAUCGCCCCAAAACUGGUGCCCCAAAAGGGCAUCAGGACAGUGUGUGCUGCUCACAGGUGCUGUGGUUCAGCCCUGUGCAGUCUCCAGCCAUCUUCACCGCAUCCAUUGGGGCUGGCACUGUAGCAGAGGCACUGCCUAGCAGAGUAGGCAGCCUUUUUCUUCUGGAACGUCCUGCCCUCUGCAGCUGUGUGCAGUAGCCACUCCCUGAUCCUAAAAUGCAGUUUAAAGGGUACGUGGAGGGCUCUUUGCCAGAGGCUGUCCGAGUCUCCUGCACUGACCACUGUCUGCUGCAAUCAGCUUUGUGCAGAGGCAAGAGGUCUGCUGCGUGACGAGGAGACUUUCCAGCUCUGUGCAAAUCUCCCCUGCAGCUGGAACGGGGUGGUUCCUGCCAAACACCCUCCCUGGCUGUGUCCCCGGGUGGGAAGCAAUAAGAUGCAGCAUAGUGCCCACGGGUGGUUUAGCUUAUGCCUUUUUUGGGAAGUGGCAACACCUAAAUCCCAGCCGGUGGAAGGCAGGAGCUCCUAGGGGAGCUGAUAGGAUGUAGCCACCAUGCUUAAAGCCGCCCCUGUGAACCAGUGCUAACUUCCCUUGGGAAGUGUCUGUACAGGCAGCUGCUGGUGCUGGCACAUCCUGACUCCUAGCACACACAUCACAGGAGGCCGUGAGCUGUUGUACAUGAUGCUGGAGGAAUGUAUAACACCUCAGAGAAGGCUGGCAAGUGUUGCAGAGCAGUCCUAAAGCAGCAGCAUAUUUCUUGGUUAUGAAGCCUUGAGAAAGGAGGUGGUUCAUCAUAGCACGAUGUGCAGGUGUGACAGUGAUGCUCCCAUUUGUGACAGCCUCCCAAUGACCCCAUGUGGAGAUACCCAUGUACUUGGAACAUUUGAUGAGCACCCAUCAUACAUGUGCACGCACAGUGUGACAGUGCAAAUUCGUCUCUCCCCUCCCUUAGCACCCUGACAGCGUUCCCAGGUCUACUCGCACUCCCAGGUUCAGUUCAGAAUCAACAAAUUCAUAAAUAAGUGUCCAAGAAAAGGUACGUCCCACUCACACUUCCUACCAAAGGGCCUGGUCUUGUAGGUGACCGGCUGAAGUCCCCGGAGGGUCCUGCCGCAGGUGCCAGCUGAGUGAUGAGCCUUUGCACAAUUGCCCUGCACUCCGACAGGCGCUGCAAAAGGAUGUGGGUUGCCCUGUGCUGCCUGUCCCUGGGACCAGCCGGUGCAUGGGCCCAGCCCGCUCUUCCACUGGUCUCCCAGCCUGAGGAUCAGUAAUGUAAAGAGGAAAGGAGUUGUCUGGUUAAAGCUGAAGUCAGUCACCUUUGGGGUUGGUUCCCCUGCCAACUCGCUAAUGCAUCUUGAUUAAUUUUGCUUUAGAUGUGUAACCAAUUUGUAUUUAUACAUGUGGCACAUCCUGUGUCCUGGCUCUUGAGUGCAUGUUUUGCAGUCUCCAACAUCACAAGCUGAGAUCAUGCCCUGUCCCGCACCUAAUCAUUAGGGUGUUUGUGUCAAAAAAAUCGCAGCUGUUAAACAGACAUGAGGAAACGCUGAAUUUACAGGCUUGGUCUUGUAAAGCCGAACACCAAACACUGAAAGCUGCAAUCAUAGUUCAUCAUAAUUAAUCUCAGCCAGUCACAGACAUGUCAUCUUUCCUUGUGCCAUAAUUGCCAGCGCUAGCAUAGCUGAAAUUUUCUAUUCCAUUUUUCACCUAUUUUUAUAAACUGGGGAAUAAAGGAGAUCACUCUUUA